CAUUUUAAUUGUUUAAUUCGAAAUUUUCUCACUCUAUUUUAUUCAAUUUAAUUUGCCUAAUGUGAAAAAUGCGUAUUGUGGUGAGCAUUCCCAACCGCGGAUCUGCAAUUGCAGUGAAAGAAGCAGCUUGGGGUUUACCUUGCUAUGCUGCAAUUUCUCAGACUUUUGAAGUGGCUCAAAAGGUUUGGUCUGAGGUGUUUUUCUACCUUGCGGAGAACAAUGUCUUUUUUAAAGGUAUCGUCCUCAAGCCAAGCAUGGUCACUCCUGGUGCACAGAGCAAGGACAGGACCACUCCCCAACAAGUCACUGACUAGUUACACUCUCAUGCUUCUCCGCUAAAGAAUUCCCCAGCUGAUCCCGAAAUCAUGUCAAGUGUAUUAUAAUUUAGUCAAUGAAAAGAAAAUAAUCAAACAACAAGAAGAAGCAAAAAGUUUUAUGUGGUUCAA
This is a messenger RNA of Jatropha curcas, 446 nucleotides long. The record is from RefSeq and is a predicted model, not a curated record. NCBI's taxonomy places the organism in Eukaryota, Viridiplantae, Streptophyta, Magnoliopsida, Malpighiales, Euphorbiaceae.